GAUGCAGACAUGGCUGUGCCAGAGUCUACAUGGGUCAAGACCGACCAGAUUGUGGAGAAGGCCCCGACAGGGAAAGGCACAGGCCAUCAAGCCCUGCAGGCUGAGGCCCCGCAGAAGGCCCCGACACCCAGCAAGGAAGCCCCCAAAGAAGGAGCCCCAGCGCACAGUGCCCAAGAUGAGCUUAUGAAUGAGACCCCCAGUGAUGCCGUGCAAGCAACCCAGCUGGAUGAUGUUGCACCGGAAAGCAAGAAGCCUCCCGCCGAUGCAAGUGCGGGUGACUGGCAGGCAUGGCCAGAGUCAUGGUCUGAUGGAACGGCUUGGCAGUGUUGGGGUGGAUACUCUGAUUGGCCGGAUUAUUCUUGGGGUGCAGGUUGGUAUGCUAAGGACUGGAAUGAACACAAAGUUUCCCAGGACCACCUCCAAUGGCGGAAUCGGGCAGACAGCUUCCAGUCCUCUGCUACUGAGUCACCAUAUGGCAAAGCAUUGUCCGAAGGCUCUUUGGGGACUCCGGGUCACAAGAGAGCGAGCAGCCUGGAUUCUGAGAUGCUUGCAGCAUUUGCAAGGCUUGAUACGGUGGACAGGCUUGCUGACCGGGACUUGCCACAGGUCGCCAAAGCCUUAGACGCGUCUUUUGCGGAUGCUAAGACACCAGACAAAAAGGCAAGCCAGAUGCCGACCCCCAGCACGGUCACGCCCCAGAGCUCGCCGCCGUCUUCGCAGCAAAGCUCUCCCAGUUCUGCCAAGACGGAGAAACCAGGAAACGCAGCCGCAGAAGCCCAGGAGGGAGAGAUGAGAGAGAAGAUAGACUCCACAAAGAACAGUGUACUCUUCGAAGCUUGGCUGAACUGUGGUGGCAAAUGGGAAGAAAGCCAGCUCUACAUCAAUUGCAAGAACAAGAACAGCCACAAGAAGAAAGGUGUCCGAAGGUGGAUGCUGAGAAGUGAGAUUGAAAGCAAGUUUGGUGCUGAGAGUGCUGAGGCAAUCAUUCUCAGGAAAUUGAAUGAUGAGAAGCUUCGCGAGUCAGAGGUCAAGAAGCAUCCGGAUCUGCCAGAUUCGGUAGAUAUGAUGCAGUUCCUCAUCUUCGAUUCUGAGGUGGAAAUCGACCAGGAGGAGGAAGUGAUGGAGAUGCUCUACAAGCUUGCUGAAGCCGGCGAUUCUGAUGAGAAGCGAAACAAGAAGACGAAGACAAGCAAAGACAAGCUCACGAAGGAAGAGAAAGAUUCCCAGAAGCAGCUGAAGGCGAUUUCAAAGGCUGGAAAGAAGAUCCAGGACAAGGAUGCAGAGCAGAACCUCAAGAAAGCACGGAGCGAGCUCCAGUCUGCUCUCGACACCAAGGCAGGUGACGAAGAUGAACAUCGUGAUAAUACUGGCACGGUGCAGGAGCUGCUGGAAAGGAUCGGUGAUCGAGGGGAAAGCGCUCGGAUGGCUAUGAGCAGUGCAAAGAACACUGCCAUGGAAAGCAAAGGAAACUGUUCCAGAAGAACGGCAAAGCUUGCAAGCUAUCAGUGUGAAAAGAACAGUGCCCGAGAUUUCUACAAAGUGGUCCCGAUGUCCCUGGACCCAAAGAUGAUUACAGUUCCCGUGAAAGUCCAAUAUGAGGCCAUGGAUGAGUCUGCUGAUGACACUGAUAGUGCCAUCGAAAAUGAUAAGAAGACACGAGUGACAUCGAUGGGCAUCCCAAUGCUGGACCCGCAUGAUAUUCUGCACUAUGUGCAUUCAGUCCUGGAUUUGACUGUCGCACCUGAAUCUGUUCGCAGCUACUGGCGGCGAUCUGCUGAGAGCGAUGUGGGUUGGGCAAAAAACCAGCCUGAUCAUGAUAUUAUUCCUGUAGGGAUUUAUGCUGACGAAACAAAAUAUGGAACGCACGAAUCUCAAGAGAAAAUCCUGGCAGUCUUUAUGAAUUUGGUCUUGUUCCGACCAAAGAAUAUCCGCCUCAGUCGCUUCUUGAUUUGCACCAUCCGCUCCAAAUUCUUGCUACCUGGAACUGAAACACUGUAUCCGAUCUUUCGCAGGAUUGUUUGGUCUAUGGGGUGGGCCAGCAAGGGGGUGUUCCCCACGACAGGCUUUAUGGGCAGUAUGCUAUCUGCCAAAGAUCAAAAGAGCGCAGGCAAGAGUUUGGGUGCAAAGUUUUUGGUGACCGAACUUCGUGGUGAUUUGGCUUGGCACAAGUUAAUUUGGGACUUUCAAGAUGGAUGGUCGUCGACUUCAGUUUGUUUCUUUUGUGCAGCUACGGGCACUGGCCGCAGAAAAGACUUAUUCUUCGAGCAUGUUGGCGACGGAGCUUUGUGGCGAACGACAAUACUCCGCGACACUUUGGAAUGGAUGAUGGCAAAGCUAAACCUCAACAAACUUUGUCCUUUGCUGCUGCUUCCAAAUUUCGACGUGGAUGUGAUUCGCACAUGUUCGAUGCAUAAUGUGAAUCUGGGUUUGCUGUUUACAGCAAACGGCAGCUCCCUGUUUCUCGCCACGCUGGUGCAAACUUUGGACUUGCUGUGGCCUAAUUUAACAUACGAAACAUUGAAUGAGCUUGGCUGA
Molecule: messenger RNA, 2535 nt
Organism: Symbiodinium sp. CCMP2456
Lineage: Eukaryota; Dinophyceae; Suessiales; Symbiodiniaceae
Source: the annotation of a GenBank genome assembly